Equus quagga is the source of this 1176-nucleotide messenger RNA. It is a transcript of the gene CABS1, whose product is annotated as calcium binding protein, spermatid associated 1. The transcript has a single exon. Gene Ontology annotation, biological process: spermatogenesis. Gene Ontology annotation, cellular component: motile cilium; mitochondrial inner membrane. The coding region runs from base 1 to 1176 and encodes 391 amino acids. The record is from RefSeq and is a predicted model, not a curated record. NCBI's taxonomy places the organism in Eukaryota, Metazoa, Chordata, Mammalia, Perissodactyla, Equidae. Gene Ontology annotation, molecular function: calcium ion binding.
AUGACUGAAGAUGGUGUGCCAAAAAUUUAUUCUCAUCCUCCAACAGAAAGCAGUAAAACAACAACGGAAGCAAUCAUUUUCUUUGGGGCUGAAAACACUAUUCCUAGAUCAGAAACAACUAUUACUUCAGAAGGAGACCACAUUACUUCAGUAAAUGACCAUAUGCAAGAAAGUGAUUUUUCGACAACUACAUACAACAAGCUUACAUCUCUAAAGGAAAGACUAAAAUCAGAAGAUGAUGCUGAAUCCCAUAUUCUUAAAUCAUCAACUCAUCUGGAGAAAGAAAUUACCACUCUGACAGGCACUACAAACUCCAUGGCUAGUGACUGUAUUACUGAAGAUUUCAUUUCAAUGAAAAUUGGUAAUAUCUCAUCACCUGUUGCUACUGUGUCUUUAAUAGAUUUUUCCACCAACAGGGCAAAAGAAGAUGUUUUCUUGGAUACUAUUGGCUCAGGGGAUGAAGAUGUCUCAACAACUUCUGAAGUCUCUGGCACACUAAAAGACAGCACCACCAACACUGCUGACACCCCUGCCCUUCCAGCUAACAAUGAUAGCUCCUCAGCUAAAUCCAAUGUCGCUGCUGAUGAGGCUGUCCAGAUCACUGACUCCUCUAUUCCUGAGGCUGAAAUCUCUCCAGCUACUGAAAAAAACGUCACCACUAUUCCAGACAUAACCACCGUUACAGAAGAGAAAAUAACUGAAAUUGACUUAAUUCUUCCAGAGGAUGACCCUAAUGUUGUGCCUAAACUAACUGACUCUGAUGAGGAAAAGUUCAUCACUGUGUUUGAACUCACUACCACUGUUGAAAGAGACAAAGACAACCCAGAAGAUAUUCCGCUGACUGAUGAAGAGUCUAUGGAGGAAGUCAAUGUUUGGACAGAAAGAGAGAUUGCAAAUGAAGCAGAGAAAUAUCCUGUUUUGCUAAGUGCUGUUGAAUCCAGAUAUGACUUCAUUGUCCCUGCAUCUGUAGCGACGAACAUCAAGGAAGAUUCAUCUACUAUGACAAAAGAAGAUUUGUCUGAAAAUAAUAGAAUGGAAUCUGUAAGUAAGGACACUGAGGCAUUUUCAGGAACUACUCCCGAUUUAGAUGUCCCAAACCAAACAGAAGACAACUGUACAACUGAAACGGGUGUCUUUAAACUACUGAAAGAAGAACCAGAUGAGUUCCUGAUUUAA